UGACGUCACACCUGACCGGACACACCUGUAUGUUCAGAUCUCCGGGACUGUCCUCCAUUUUGUGUUGACGUGUAAGCUACAGUACAGCCUACCAGUUAAACAUGGAUAAGAUCAUCAACAUCACGCCUCAGUUAGAGUCGAUCUGGGAGAGACGGUUUAAGACCAAGACGCCGCACAAGUGCGCCCUGGUCCUCGCCCGGGGAGGGAGUAAAGGCAUCCCGAUGAAGAAUAUCAAAAUGCUCGGUGGAACGCCGCUGAUCGGCUGGGUGUUGCGAGCUGCCGUCUAUGCAGAGGUCUUCGACAGCAUCUGGGUGUCCACCGACAACGAGAGGAUCGCCAAUGUUGCAAGGGAUUAUGGGGCGCAGGUGCACUACCGUAGUGAGGAGGUGUCUAAGGACACCACCAGCUCCUGGGAAACGGUCGGAGAGUUUCUGCAACAUCACCCGGAGGUUGACAUCAUUGCCAACAUCCAGGCGACCUCGCCCUGUGUCCACCCCUUCCACAUCCAGGAGGGAAUGCGCAUGCUCCUGGAGGACAGUUACGACUCCGUCUUCACCAUCUCUAAGAAACACGGCUUCAUCUGGAAGGAGCCUCCACAGAAGGAUAUGCAGCCAAUCAACAUUAACCUUGACCUGAUGAACCGCCCUCGUCGCCAAGACUACGACCCUGAACCUGUGGAGAACGGCGCGUACUACAUGUACACCCGCGAUAUCCACGCGCAGGGCAAAACUCAGGGCGGUAGAAUAGCGUGGUUGGAGAUGGGAGGGGAGUACAGUGUUGACAUCUACACUGAUCUGGACUGGGACAUUGCAGAGGAACGUCUUCUGCGGUUUGGCUACCACGGCAAACAUCCAAAGAUCGUGAAGCUGGUGGUGAUCGCGGCGGAAGGCGUGCUGUUAGACAACCACGUGGAGAUCAACGUGCGCGGAGAGGAGCUCAUGUCCUACCAUCUUAGUGACGUCAACGCCAUCAAACACAUGCAGAACAAUCUGGUGGAGGUCCGCAUUAUCGCGGAAGGUGAGAACGUCGUACAGAGGCGUCUGGCUGCCUCCCUGGGCUGUAAGAUACAUGAGAACACCAAGAACAAGCUGGAGGUGUUGGACCAAUGGAGGGAGGAGCUGGGGCUGACAUGGAGGAAUGUGGGAUAUAUGGGGAGUGAGAACACGGACACCCAGUCGGUGAAGGCGGCGGGCAUGAGCGCCUGUCCUGCCGACGCGCACGAUGACGUGCAGCUGGUCUCUCACUUCAUCUCCAAGUACAAGGGCGGCCAGGGCGGGCUCAGGGAGUUCAGCGAGCAGGUCCUGAAAGUAAACAAGAUGAGCACCUACAAGGACAGGGUGGACAAGACCACAGUCUACGCCAAGUAGAGGAACAACGUCAAACCUCUGUUGCCUUCAUCUGUCUUGUUUGUUUGUUUCACUGCUUUUGCCUUGAUGAUCAGUGAUUCUCAGACAUCGUCUUAGUACUUAGUAUUUGCAGUCAGAAACUCAGUCGAGUUGCUUUAGACACUGGUAGUCCCCCGGACACAGAUGUAUCAACACAAUGUAAGAUUAAAUUUGCGAUUGGUAGUUGAGCUUUGCUGUAUCUAGACGUAGAAACGCACAUAGCACAAAUCUAGGGUACUAUAUUCACAUAUCUGUCAAGAUGGGUUCUAUCGGUUUUGGUAAUGAUAUUGUUGCAAUCUGAUGAAAGCAAUAUAUUUAAAAACUUGUCAUAACAUUGACAGAAACAGCAAACGAAAUAGAGAACGUUGUAGAUUUUGGGGAUUUAAAAAGUAUUGGUGACAUGAGUUAGAAACAUUAACCAGAAGAUAAUUGUCGUUAAAUGUGUACUACUUAAAAGAAUGAUACUUAAAUAAAUAUAACCGCAAUGUGGUUGAUACAAUAUACAAAAGUGCAUGGUGAUUUGAUUGAACGAGUGGUUGAAUACACUUACUUUUCAAACGUUAA
Branchiostoma floridae (Florida lancelet) is the source of this 1949-nucleotide messenger RNA. RefSeq names its product N-acylneuraminate cytidylyltransferase-like. The coding region runs from base 102 to 1367 and encodes 421 amino acids. Gene Ontology annotation, molecular function: N-acylneuraminate cytidylyltransferase activity. Lineage: Eukaryota; Metazoa; Chordata; Leptocardii; Amphioxiformes; Branchiostomatidae. The transcript has 10 exons. The record is from RefSeq and is a predicted model, not a curated record.